GUCCUAACCAAAUUGGUAUCAUGCAGAUGUAGAAUAUGCACACCCUCGAAAACUUUCCUGGGAGCUGGGAGUCUCCCUACAUUUAGAAAGAAGAAAUAUAGAACACUGCUGGGAGAUAAAACCAUGUCCGCUUGCGUUGACCGAGUGGUCGGGUUUGUCUUCCAUCUUCUCGGUCCCUUGAUUGGGUCUUGCAGGGGAGACAUGGGGAGGCCGCCUUGCUGCGAUGAGAUGGUCGUGAAGAAGGGGCCGUGGACGCCGGAGGAGGACAAGAAGCUGGUGGAGUACAUCCAGCGGCAUGGCCAUGGGAGCUGGCGAAACUUGCCGAAGAAUGCCGGGCUGAACCGGUGCGGCAAAAGCUGCCGACUCCGCUGGACCAACUACCUCCGUCCUGACGUCAAGAGGGGGAAGUUCUCCGAGGACGAGGAGCAGAUCAUCAUUCACCUCCACUCCAUCCUCGGAAACAAGUGGUCUACCAUUUCCAGGCGUCUACCAGGAAGGACAGACAAUGAGAUCAAGAACUACUGGAACACCCAUCUCAAGAAGAAGCUCCUCCUUAUGGGCGUCGACCCAGUCACCCAUGCGCCCAGAACUGAUCUCGACCUGCUCGCCCUCCUCCCUGUUCUUCUUGCUGCCGCCACCGGCCUUGGAAACUUGGGCAGCUCUUCGAGCGAUGCUCCUGGGCUUCAAGCAGAUCCUGUGCACUUGGUCAGGCUCCGAGUGCUCCAGACGCUGAUCCAAGCCACGACUGCUGGUCCCAGUAUCGAUGCCAUGAAUCCUUUGUCCGCAGCCUCCCUCGGCUGCGCCCAACCGAACCAGCAGCUUGUGGGACUUGCUCCUGACCUCUCGGCCGUGGCCAAUCCCGGUGGUUCAUCGUUCCAAACAGGGACGAAGACGGAGAGUUGCAGUGGAAUUGCCGUACCAGUCGUGUUCAGCUCCUGUGCCGUUCCCACAGCUCGUUCCAUCCACCCACCAAUUUCGAUUCCCCAAGAAUCGGCACCGAUGGACUCGCCUGCUUCGAUCCCGUUCGAGGAUUGGCAUGGACUCAAUCCAGGUGAAUCUAACGCUGACGACAUGAUCUGCUGGAAAGAUAUUAUAGACCAAAUAUGUUGGACAGGACAAUCAUAGAUCAAGAGUGACGAUCACAGGCGUCAAUUUUCUGCGCUGCGCUUCAGUCAUCUGUCGAUUUGCUGACUGUUCUUUACGAAUAGAAUCUAUCUAUUUCGACGCACAACAACACACACACACACACAAUGUACGAGAGGUUGGUCACACAUUGUUCUCACUGUCUGUAGCAUAUGAUUUGUGUCAUAAAUCUUCUAGUUUUCUUGGAAUUAAAGAGUUGUGCAUUCAGCUUU
Musa acuminata subsp. malaccensis (wild Malaysian banana) is the source of this 1355-nucleotide messenger RNA. Its product is annotated as transcription factor MYB93. The record is from RefSeq and is a predicted model, not a curated record. NCBI's taxonomy places the organism in Eukaryota, Viridiplantae, Streptophyta, Magnoliopsida, Zingiberales, Musaceae.